Anolis sagrei ordinatus is the source of this 2237-nucleotide messenger RNA. Its product is annotated as aldo-keto reductase family 1 member B1-like. Gene Ontology annotation, cellular component: cytosol. Lineage: Eukaryota; Metazoa; Chordata; Lepidosauria; Squamata; Anolidae. The record is from RefSeq and is a predicted model, not a curated record. Gene Ontology annotation, molecular function: aldose reductase (NADPH) activity.
AUAAGGCCAAGGCUUGGGUUUGCAAAGCUCUGAAGCUUCAGACAGAUCUGCUCCAAAGGUUUCCAGAAGAUCCCGAAAUGGCUUCAACAACUUUCCUGACUCUUCCCUCUGGAAGGAAGAUGCCCCAACUUGGCAUCGGCACCUGGCUGUCUCCUGCAGGGAUCGUCCAGGGUGCCCUGGAGGAGGCAGUGAAGCAUGGAUUCCGUCACAUCGAUUGCGCCUAUUUCUAUGGCAACGAAGAGGCGGUCGGAGAGGGCCUCCACAAUGUGCUGAAGAAAGGCCUGGCCAAGAGAGAGGACCUUUUCAUCGUCAGCAAGCUGUGGAAUAGUUUCCACGACCCAAAGGAUGUGAAACCUGCUUUGAUGGAGACCUUGAAGCUCCUGCAGCAGGACUAUUUGGACCUGUACCUGAUGCACUCUCCGAUGGGCAUCAAGAACGUCAAAGGGGACCUCCUCCCGCAAAAGGAUGGGCAGGUGAUCUUUAGCGAUGUGGAUUAUGUGGACACUUGGAAGGCGAUGGAGAAGCUGGUGGAGGAAGGUCUGGUGAAGUCCAUCGGAGUGGCCAACUUCAACCCACAGCAGUUGGACCGGCUGUAUGCCCAUGCAAAGAUCUGCCCCGACGUUGUCCAGGCUGAGCGCCAUCCGUACCUGACUCAGUGCGAGUUUCUUGAAUAUGUCAAGAAGAAAGGCAUUGCUUGGGUCUGCAUCAGCCCCUUGUCUUCCCCCGAAAGCCCUUUCUGGAAAGAGAGUCCCCAUCCAAAAAAUGCCAUGGAGGAUCCGGUGGUGAAAGCGGUUGCAAAGAAACACGGGAGGAGUCCCGCUCAGAUUCUGAUCCGCUUCAACCUGCAGUGCGGCUUAGCUGCUGUUCCUAAAAGCCAAAACACCAAACACAUUGAGGAGAAUGCAAAGGUGUUUGACUUCUGCCUGGACGAGGAAGACCUGAAAAAACUGGCUGCCCUGAACUGCGGGGCGCGGGCUGUUCCUUGGGACCUUUUGGGGAUGGGCAAGCACAAAUAUUACCCUUUCUGCAAGAAGGAGUGAUCCUUUCCAGACAAGCGCAAACAGGCCUCGCCAUUCCAAGAGAAGCACAGAAGUGGUGGGGCCAGCUUCUGCCUUUCAUAGCUAAUCAAACUGAGAAGUUACCUUUCGCCAGUCCCAACUCGUCUUAGAGAGGCCAAAAAUGCACCUUCAAGUUAUUUACCUGACAUUAAGAGUUAUCUGUAUGGCAUCUAUCUGACAUUAAAUUUACCUGGAUGGCAUCUACCUGAUAUUCAAUUUAUCUGUAGGGCAUCUACAUGAUAUUUGACUUACCUGUAUGACAUCUAUCUGAUGUUAGAGUUUCCUGCAUGGCAUUUGGUGUUAGAUUUACCUGCAUACUAUCUAUCUGACAUUAGUGUUACCUAUGUGACAUCCACCCAACAUUCUAUUUACCUGUAUGGUAUCUGACAUUAGAUUUAUCUGUAUAGAAUCUGCCUGACGUUAGUGUUACCCAUAUGGCAUCUACUUGACAUUAGAUUUAUUUGUAUGGCAUCUAUCUGAAAUUACAGUUGCCUGGAUGGCAUCUAUCUGAUGUUACAAUUACCUGUAUGACAUCUACCCAACAUUCAAUUUACCUGUAUGGCAUCUGACAUUAGAUUUAUCGGUAUGGCAUCUACCUGACGUUAGUGUUACUUGUAUGACAUCUAUCUGACAUUGGAGUUACCUGGAUGUCAUUCACCUGAUAUCCAAUGUAUGGCAUCUAUCGGACGUGUUAUCUAUAUGGCAUCUACCUGAUGUUCGAUUUACCUGUAUGGCAUCUAUCUGACGUUAUCUGUAUGGCAUCUACCUGAUGUUCGAUUUACCUGUAUAGCAUCUAUCUGACGUUAGAGUUACCUAUAUAGCAUCUACCUGAUAUUAGAUAUACCUGUAUGGCAUCUACACAAUAUUCGAUUCACCUGUAUGGCAUCUAUCUGAUGUUAGAUUUACUUGCAUGGCAUCUACCCGCUGUUCGAUUUACCUGUGUGGCAUCUACCUGACGUUAGAGUUACAGGGAUGGCAUCUACCUGAUGUUCGAUUUAUUUGGAAUGGGACAUGUCAGAUGGGCAACUUGAAUGUGAAAGGACCGAUUUCAUUUCCAUGCUUGCUUUUUAUGAAUUUACCACAAUCGCAUAUUUCAAUGGUGUGUGCCUUUGGGGGUUGCAAAGAACACCAGUGCUUUGCAUUUUUGUUUCCUUUUCCAAUAAAAACAGCAAAAUGUGA